AUGGAUAAGAUUCAAUCAUUCCCAGAUAUCAGCCAAACAUGUGGAGAGACCUCAAUGGAUGAGACCUUACUUUUGUACACUUUGGAGCUGAACUAUCAACCACGACGAGGACUGAGGAGGAGACCCAGAGGUCGCCCCGUCACCCCUGAGGAGAAGACCCAGGAAGUCGCCCGUCACCCUGAGGAGGAGACCCCAGGAAGGUCCCGCCCGUCACCCCGAGGAGGAGACCCCAGGAGGUUGCCCGUCACCCCCGCAGGAAGGACAAGGAGGAGACCCAGGAGGUCGCCACCGUCACACCCUGAGAGGAGACGCCAGGAGGUCGCCCCCCGUCCGCCCCGGGGAGGAGACCCAGGAGGUUGCCCCCGUCACCCCGAGGAGACCGAGGAGGAGACCCAGGAGGUCGCCCCGUCACCCCUGAGGAGGAGACCCAAGGAGGACGAGGAGGAGAACCCAGGAGGUCGCGCCCGUCAGCCACGACGAGGACAGGAGGAGAACCCAGCAGGUGCGCCCCGUCACCGCCCGAGGAGUGACGAGACCCCAGCAGUCGCGCCCCGUCACCACCCCGAGGAAGGACGAAGGAGGAGACGCCAGAGUCGCCCCCGUCCAGCCCUGAGGAGGAGACCCAGGAGGUCCGCCCCGUCCACCCCCGAGGGAGGAACGAGGCAGGAAGACCCAGGAGUCCGCCCCCGUCAGCCCUGCGAGGAGGAGAACCCAGGAGUCGCCCCGUUACCCCUGAGGAGGAGACCAGGAGGUGCCCCCCGUCACCACCGAGAAGGAGACCAGGAGGUUGCCCUGCACCGCACGAGGAGACGAGGAAGGAGACCCAGGGAGGUAGCCCCCCAGUCACCCCCGAGGAGGACGAGGAGAAGACCCAGCAGGUCGCCCCCGUCACACCACGACGAAGGACGCAGGAAGGAAGACCCCAGGAGGUCCGCCCCCGUCACCCCUGAAGAGGAGAACCUCAGGAGGUCGCCCGUCACCCCGAGGAGGACGAGGAGGAGACCCAGGAGGUCGCCCCCGUCCACCCCCUGA
Penaeus vannamei (Pacific white shrimp) is the source of this 1032-nucleotide messenger RNA. The record is from RefSeq and is a predicted model, not a curated record. Lineage: Eukaryota; Metazoa; Arthropoda; Malacostraca; Decapoda; Penaeidae.